AUGGAUGGACCAGAUCUUGGGCGCGUCGAGUCGCUCGACUCGAAGAUGCAGACACCGUCGACAAUGCGCAUGGGUGUUCCACGUAUCGAUACGGAACCACUGUUCACCGCACUCAAGGCCGCUCUUGGAGAGUCAUGGCUAGAGUACAAGUCAACCUUUUCAUCCUUCUUCAUGGGUACCAUCUCUUUCGCUACUUCUGCUCAUACUGCACAUGCGCUGACCCUCUCGAUUNUAGGAAAACUCAACCAGGCCGAAUUGUCUCAAGUCACAGAUCGACUUCUCUCAUACGCACCGAGCGUCUCAUACAAUGGUGCCCUGGUUUCGACCGUCCACCUACACAAUAAGAUAUUCGGUGCUAUACACUCAAAUAUCUACCGCGACCCUCCACCGCAAGUCGUCGCAGAUUGGGUGCUAGCCACCGACGCUCCAGCUUCGGCCAGCGCAAACAAGUCUGUCUCACAAGGUGGUGGUGACAAGGCAGAAGAGAGAUUAAAACGCGAGGUUAUGGCUCUAUCUGCCCGCGACAGGAGGAGAAUUAAAAGUGCUAAGGACAACCUUCCUGCCGUGCCUCCAUCAGGUCCUUUGCGGGAGAACGCUACAUACGCAACUGCCCUGACAGUACCCGUCACCUCCUCUCAAAUACCCGAUGCCAUACCGACAAAUGCCACAUCACUCAGCAAGACGAACUGGGACCUGGAGAUUCGGAGACGAUACGCCGUGCCCUUGGCUUCUGAGAAACUAGACUUUCCUUCACGAGGAGACAUCCAGGCCCGCAUCGAGCCUAUAUGCUACGAAGAAGGUGUGGGCUUGUCGGCAGUACCAAUGACAUCCGCCGCUUUGCAGGCCAUAGCAGAGCUUGUGGAGACUGCCACAGAGACCUACGUCAAGGAGUUGUUGACAACUUGGUUCUCGGCAACACGCAGCAACGCUCCAGGAGACCUGGGUCCAAUAACAGCAAAGUUCCGCGCUCAGAUGCGCAGCGAGGAAGAUGCUGUGGAUCGAGGACAGCUCAGUAGAAGUGCUGCCGGUUACUUGCCAUGUGAGCAAGAAGCUCUCACUCGGAGGGAGCCGCUCAGUAUGGAAGAGGUGCGCAUGUCUAUGCGCUUAGACGAAACACGAUACCGACUAGAUCCCUUCCUUGCUCAGGAAAUUAUGGACAACGUUGAAAUGGACAUGGUUGACACACCAAUGGCACCAACUAAUGGCGAUGACCACCACCACGAUCUGGAUAACAAACAGGCAGACGGCGAUGCCAUGAUGACUGAUGAAGACGACGACCUGGGCUGGGAAGGCGCGACUGCUGCUGACAGAGAGGAACUGUUCGCAGUACUGGAUAAUGUCCUCGCACCUGGAGGGCCUUCGUAG
Molecule: messenger RNA, 1365 nt
Organism: Aureobasidium musti
Lineage: Eukaryota; Fungi; Ascomycota; Dothideomycetes; Dothideales; Saccotheciaceae
Source: the annotation of a GenBank genome assembly